Molecule: messenger RNA, 6489 nt
Organism: Protopterus annectens (West African lungfish)
Lineage: Eukaryota; Metazoa; Chordata; Ceratodontiformes; Protopteridae
Gene: CCNT1
Product: cyclin T1
Exons: 9
Coding region: 101-2419 (772 amino acids)
Biological process (GO): positive regulation of DNA-templated transcription, elongation; regulation of transcription by RNA polymerase II
Cellular component (GO): nucleus; cyclin/CDK positive transcription elongation factor complex
Molecular function (GO): cyclin-dependent protein serine/threonine kinase activator activity
Source: RefSeq, a predicted model, not a curated record
UUGCAGUCUUCCUGUACGGAUGUGAUGUUAUCACGACAUUGGGACGUACACCCUGCGUACGGGGUAGUCUUUCCGCUUUGCUUGUUCCUCGCUUUUGGGAAUGGCGGCUACUGCUCUUUCUGAGAAGGGCUAUGGAAAAUGGUACUUCAGCCGUGAGCAGCUAGAUAAUACCCCGUCCCGAAAGGCUGGUGUUAAUCCGGAUAAAGAGCUAUCAUACCGUCAGCAGGCUGCCAAUCUCUUACAGGACAUGGGACAGCGCCUCAAUGUCACUCAGUUGACCAUUAACACUGCAAUUGUCUAUAUGCAUCGGUUUUACAUGGUUCAGCCUUUCACUCGUUUUCAUCGAAAUGUCAUUGCUCCAGCAAUAUUGUUUUUAGCUGCAAAAGUGGAAGAGCAGCCCCGUAAAUUAGAACAUGUAAUUAAGGUGGCUCACUCAUGUUUGAAUCCUCGAGAACCUGUUUUAGACACUCGCAGUGAGGCUUACCUGCAGCAAGCCCAAGACCUGGUCAUUCUAGAGAGCAUAAUACUGCAGACCCUUGGGUUUGAGAUAACUAUCGAUCAUCCACACACUCAUGUUGUGAAGUGUAUUCAGCUAGUACGAGCAAGCAAAGAUUUGGCUCAGACGUCUUACUUCAUGGCAACUAACAGCCUACAUCUGACCACUUUCUGCUUGCAGUACCCACCUUCAAUAGUGGCUUGCGUUUGUAUCCAUCUGGCAUGUAAAUGGUCCAGCUGGGAAAUACCAGUCUCAAAUGACGACAAGCAUUGGUGGGAGUAUGUUGAUGGCGAUGUAAAUCAAGAAUUGCUUGAUGAACUGACUCAUGAGUUCUUGCUGAUUCUUGAGAAGACUCCAAACCGUUUGAAGCACAAUAGGAAUUGGAGAGCUACCCAGGCAGCUAAAAAAGGAAAAGAUAAUGCUCAACAGUUUGAUGAAAGUGCAUCUGAACAGACCAUACUAAACAUGAUCUCCCGGGUUUCUUCUGACAGUACUGUUGCAGGAUUGAUGAGCAUGUCAUCGUCGUCAUCCUCCUCUUCCUCAUCUAUACCUUCUGUGAACCGUACCAGUAGUGCCUCUGUUUCCCAUAAUCCAUCCAGUGGAGCUGUUUCUGUCAAGCAACAGUGGCAGGCAGCAGUUUCUCACACAAAAGUAGACUCUGGUCACAUUCAUAAAACUAAAGAACUUACCAGUGUUGUGAACACCCAGCCUAAUCCAGUGAAUCUCAGCCAGGCAGGCAACUCUGAUUUGACUUUGCAGGGAGACGACAGUUUAGCUUGGCCAAAGCAGACAAACGCUAAGCAUCAAAGUUUGACAUUGGCACCAUCUGCUAAUAAAGUGUCCCUCAACGAGUACAGAGCCAAACGUGCCGAGGAGCUUGCUGCUCAGAAACGAAAACUGGAGACCCUUGUGACAAAUGUCAAGGAGCAGUAUGCCGCAGCAGCCCAUGCUCUGGUAGUGCAACAACAGAAGGAGAAGCAGAGCAAUGUAAUUUCCCAUUCAGCUCUACACAAAGACAGCCAUGCCUCCCAGUCAGCUCCACAUAAGGACAGCCAUGCCUCCCAGUCAGCUAUACACAAGGACAUUCACACCUCCCAGGUCACUUUUAAGGGGCCAGCUGCAGGUUCUGAGAAGGCAAAGAAACAUGCAGAUAGGGGGAAUAGAGGAGAUAAACUUGCAAAGGUAAAUGUACCAUCUACAGAGAAGUUAAAACAAGAGGAAGGCAGAAGACAGACUAAGAGCUUACCUGCUGAAAGGUGCACCUCCUCUGAAGAAAGUGUCUCAAGGAGCAGAGAUCAUAAGGAAAAGCAUAAGGAGCAUUUAUCUGCUCGCCAUAAUCAUCACCAGCCCCACCAUCACUGUGUGCAGAAGGAUUCACAUGCCCACAGCAAUAGCAGCAAACCUAGUGAUUCCAGACAUAGCUCACUACAAGGGUCGUCAUCCCACGGAAGCCACAGCUCCUCAAAAAAUAGCAGCUCCCGAAAGCGAUCCCACCCAGAAGACUUGACACUGCAGAACCACCAGUCAAAAAUGAGCAAGCCUUCCUCUCUUUCUUCACAUACUGCCUCUUCCUCCUACGGUUCUGCAGUGAGCGAGGACACCUUUCACCAUGUAGUACAACAGGCUGCUUACAGACAGACAAGCUCACUUCGGAAGGCAGACAAGGGCCUGGUAGGAGCAGUCGGCCAUAGCAUAUCUCACACCACUGAGUACAAAGAUCCAUUUCAAAUGUUAAACUCUGUUUUAAGUACCCAGAGCUUGCAGCUUGCACAGCCUACUGGGUUUGACUAUAUUCCAGGUUAUCAUGUGGAAUACAAAUAUCCUACAGUACCUUUGACUUCAAACUCCAGUGGCAAGCAUUUGCAGCGACUUCCACCACUACCAGCGGACCCCCCUCCUCCUCUCCCACCCCUUCCCAAGUGAGGGAGGAAACCAACCAUUUAACUAAAUGAGAGAAUGGAAUUUUUAUUUAAAUCACAGAUUUAAUUUCAUUUUUAGUCUUUAUAGCAACCAAGAUAGAGACUUGGGCUUCUAAAACUGAAUUUGUCCAGAUACCACUUGCUUUUCUCUGGUUUUACAGUUGAGCAUUUGUUUGGAACUGAAAUGAAAAUAAUUUAGAGUAUGUGCACUUCUAAAUGGUAUUGAGCACAGAUGACCUAGGAGUAUAGCUACAGUUUUGAACACUUGACAUUUGGUGUUGGUGCUUUAUUUAUAUAACCUGCUGCUGUUAUGCAGAUCCAUUCCAGCGUGCUGUUCACUGCCUGGAGUGUUGUGUUCCUCAGUGUUCUGCACUGAUAGGGCACCCGUAUGGAGUAGGAUGACGUCAUUCCGGUACCCAUCAGGCUCAGGGCUGUAACUGUCCCAAUUUGGGUAAUAUCCUGCUCCCUUAAAAUCAACCUUUGGACUUUGAAAUCUGGACUGCUUGAGCUAGAUUAGUGAGGGUGAAUUUCUGUUUUGAGGAGUGGUCAAGUGUCUUUAUAUCAAAACAGGUUUUUGAAUUUUGCUCCAGAAAUUAAGGGCCGAAUUUAUUGUACUGGUAUUUGUUAAGGAAAAAAAAAAACAGAAGAUAUGCAUGGAAGUGUUCUAUCAAACCUAGUUUAAAAAUAUCUAAUUUUGAUGCAGUAUUUUUGUGCUUAAAAUGGAAAAGCUUUAGCUCUGUUGGAAUCUGAGAAGACUGCUGUUUUAUGCCAUGUUGCUGUUUGAUGUACAGUCACAAGUGCUGUAUGAGGUACAUAAGGGUGAGCUGACCUUUAUUUGAGUUUGGUAUCUAUAGGGUUAAGUGCUUCAGAAUUACUAGGUGGGUAUUGUGGAGUGUUCUGUAGUUUGGUUUCAGAGUUCAGCAAGGAUGAUUGACAGGAAAGCUGCUGCAAAUUGUUGGUUCUUGGACAUAUUAGUUGGUGUGACACAGUGGUGCAGGAUAUGCCAAAAUUUGACAGGAAAUGAUGCAAGUUGCACUGAGAGAGCCAAUAUGCAACAUCUGCAGGAUGGGUUCACAAGUCAAGAUGAGUUUGAAAACCCAGCUUGUUAAAGGAACUAUUUCACUCUUUCAGCUCUGGUAGAUGGUGUGCAAUUGUUUUACUAUGGAUCGAGGUGGCUGUCUUGCCAUGUGAUGGAAGAUUGGAUUUCAUGUAUAGAGCUUUUUUUCUUUAAUUUUUUCCUGGAGGUGAAGGAUUAGUUGCAUAGGCCAGGUGUUCGCCUUUUCCGGGGGCUAUGCAGGCUCAGAGUUAAUAUUUUUAAAUAGAGGUGCCGAUGGUGCAUGGUGUUUGCCCAUCUGCAAAAAUGCUUGAUUUCACUCCCUCCCCUUCUUUUGAGUUAGUCAAUUUUCAGUGUAAUUGGAGCUUACUAAAGAUUUAAUUGAACUUUAUGUAUGUAGGAUUUGAUUUGUUACCUCUCUGUUGUAGGAGGCAUCCUGUGAUUUUGUAGCACUUGGCCAUAGUGAACAAGCUGUGAUCAUGGAUAGAUUACCAGUGCACAUUUUCUUUGCUGUCUUUAGUAGGUACCUGUGUGGGUUAUUAAACUGUAGCACUCCUGUCAGCCAUUGUCCUAGUUCAGAGUGUUUGAUGUCACAGCAUGACAUUUGGUCAGCUUUGAGAGGGAGUGCAGUAAUUUAUGUGCAGCUACACCAUGUUAGCCUUUGUGGUUAGUUGUGAAGGAUGGAUGUGCUUUUAUUCAUCAAUCUUUAAACUUUGAGAUUGUGUUGCAUGAAGUAGAGGAUACUCCAGGAUGGUCUGUAUGGUGUCUGUGCUUAAGGCUGAUGUUUACUGAAGAUUGACUUGCUGUGUGUAAAAUCAUUUGCUACUGUGAAUGGGGUUUAUUUGCUAACCUGCUGAUUUUUGUAUGGAUAGCUGUAAUUUUUACUAAAUUGCUAGUGUGUAGCGAGUACACUGCAUUGUAGCCAGCUGCACUUGUGUGUGAGAAACUAAUAUAUCGGAUUACAGUGUUACAAAGCGCGCACAGCGCACACCACUGCCUCAUUGGGGUAUCUUUGAUUUGUGCUUAUAAUUUUAGUGCCCAGUUGUUGCAUACUGUUUAGCCAUGUGAUUUUUAGGUUCCAUUUGAACUAAUGGGACUGUACCCAUUUGAAACCACUUUAUAGUAACAUCAGUAUUAAAUAUUUUUUAGAGCAGCCUUACUGGGCUGAGAAGACAAUAAAUAAGGCAUUUUGUUGGAUUUUUAGAUGCGUCUGAAGUGUAUUUUAUUUAAAAUGUUUUGCAGUGAAUUACAGCUUGGCACUUUACUCUUUUAAAGAGCAUUAUCUCAAUUGUUGAAAUUGCUAGGAAGCUUCCUUGCCUCACUGAUGGAACCUUGGGGCAGUGUUACGUUGACCACUUCAAGGAUUCAAAGAGAAUACUGUGGUGUACAUUAGUCUAGUGGUGCAUAUUGCAUGUCUGUCUCCAUUUCUUGACGCUUCUUUUCCUGCAUACCUAUGUUCUCCAUUUAGAUCUUCCAUGGGAUUUGUCAGUUUUACAUGUACUGCCUUUUCUCCCACCCCCACUUGUCUCCACCCGCAUCUCCAGAAAAAUGCCCCAUGACUUCUCUGCCUUCACCUAGUUGGCCCAUUUGUUCUGGUGGACAAGAGCUAGGUAUUCUGCAUUGAGGAGAGAGCCUUAUGGCAUGUUCAUCCCUGUUCUGUACCUUCAGAGAGUUGGGCAGCUGGGACCAGGCCAGCUUGCUUACCUUCCUCAUUUUUCAGGCCACUUUGCUUACCUUCUCCCCUUGGAGCACCCUUCUUGGCAACUCUUCUAAGCCUGUAGUUGCCACCACCUCAUGCAUGUUUCCUCCCACUUUGUAGUCUGAGUAAACUAAAUGGCAGUGAAGGCUUGGCCAGCUUGGAACUCUGCUAACUGAACUACUAAUGCUUUUGCUGUGCGUCACCCAUGUUGUAAGCAAGAGCCACAUCCUUGCCCCUAAGAUGGAUGAACUAGCAGCAGUCGCUCUGGCUCACUGACCAGCUCUUACAGCGCCCGAUCUGUUAAGCAAACUCAAGUUGCUGGCAAGUAUAGUCAUAGCUUUCUCUGUCUGCAUCAUGGAGUUGACACCAUGUACUGUCUUGUGGUCUAGUUUAAUGUUGUGCACCAUUAGGGUUUUAGUACAUGCUGAUAACAGGCUUUAGGUGUUGAAACCUUGUGUAGUAUGGAAAUGUAUUUACAACUUAUGGUCACUGCUGAUGGGGUGGAGUUUGCUGCCUUGCUACAGUAGUGAUAAAAUGAAGUGCUGCAGAAGGACAAAUUGCAAAGUUAGGAAUUGCGUCAAAUCUUUGUUAUAACUAGUACAUGUUUUCCUGAGAGGUGUAAAAGUAAAAUUGAAAGCUGUCUCUGGAUGGCUUCUCUUUUUAGCCCCCCAAUAAGUCCUCAAAGAAGAAAAAAUAGUUUUGGUUGCCCACAGGGAUAACUCCACAGUGCAAGCUACUGACUUCAGUCAGUAAUUAUUUUUGGGGGAUUUUGCCUUCUCAGAUUCCUUCAGUGAUGUUAUUUUGUCAGAAUCUUAAAACACUUCUCUAUUUUUAAGUGAGUUAGGAUAGAUAUGUAUCAAAACAUAGAACCUUUAAUUUGAGAAGUGUAUUUAAGCUCUACCCUGAGGUAAGCGUUGCAGGGUUCCUUAAGCAAAUAGCACUUGUCUUUUGGACUAUGUACAACCCAUUCUGCAGAGGGAGCAUGGAAUAUGUAAGAAGGUGAAAAUGCAUUAAUUUAAGCCUGUUUGACAGGAUUAUCUACUAAUCUGUCUUGUGUGAGACUGUAUUUAAGAUGUAUGGCAUUCUUGAAGUUGGGGUUGCAUAUUUCUGACUUCCGAGGAAAGCAAAUUAUAAACUUUCUAGUGGCUUAUACUAUUAUAACUACUAUGUAAAAUUCAGGGAGUGAAACCGUUGUUUUCUUCUGAAUUAAGUUCUUUCAAGUCUGUUAAGUUUUCUGCCAUGCAUUAUUUUACAUAACAGAUUUUGCAGUAUGUGCAAAAUGUAACAAAAUUCAGCUUUAUUAUUAAAAGCAUCUACAAGA